Molecule: messenger RNA, 700 nt
Organism: Durotheca rogersii
Lineage: Eukaryota; Fungi; Ascomycota; Sordariomycetes; Xylariales; Xylariaceae
Exons: 2
Coding region: 396-620 (74 amino acids)
Source: RefSeq, a predicted model, not a curated record
UAGCUAGAGAGCGCUUUUGCGACCGGAGAACAUGUCUCAAGUGCGGUGCUGUCAAUUUGGCUUUUCCAUCUUAGGCUAUUGUCCUGAUUGCAAUACAUCGAGGCACGAUUUGACUCACGUUGAAAUGGUCAUUGACUGCCUAAGGUGCGUUGGCUGGCGAGGUAAACGAGGUAAAUCCCGAGACCCCCCUGCUAUCGCUAUAUGUAUACAUGUAUCUUUGUCUGGAGCUAGGGGAGUUGUAUAUAGAUAAGGGUAGAUAGACAUAGACUGUCACUUCUCACUUCUCGAGAGAGAGGAAAAGCUAGAAGAUGCUCGAUUUCCCAUACGAAGCAAAAAACGAUAUCUGAACGAAUGCUCUCUCGGCCGGGGCCCCAUUCAACCCGUAAGCCCACCUAAUGUCGUCGAGACCACCCUUUUCAGCCGCGGUGUCCAGCGAUGGCAGCCGACAGCAGAAACCGGCAGCAUCCUACAACUUGGACGCCUAUCUACGAAGCCCGCCGGCAUCCCUAACCGAGCGGCUGGUUGCCGGCCGGACACCGGCAACCUGGGAGAACUAUCCGGAUAGCAAACGGGCGGAGCUGAAAUCUUGGGAGGAUAUAUUCAGCGGGGCACGGAAAUAAUAAGGUGACGCCCACGGCACAUAUCGGUGUCCUAGCGGUGGGGGAGUUGCGGGAUUGGAGGUACCUAGGUAUAUAGGUAU